UAGUACAGAUGGUUAUUUCCUGCACAGCUGUCUGCAUGAACACCAGAGAAGAACCAGAUGUAAGUUUCUAACCUGCAGGCUCAUUUCAUGUUUGUGUACAGAGGUGCUGUGUGGACCACAUUUGAACUGUUGCUUCUUUCUUCUUGGACAAUUUUAAACAGAUGAUCAUUUAUUAAGAAGAAUCAUAUAUUUCUUACAGCAGUGUGUGAUAAACUAGAUAUCUGUGUUUAAUAUAAAGUGCUGCAUGUCCAUCAAACACUGAAGAGCUGCUGGAUUCAUUGUUUCCUCCAAAUGACAGAAAAGUCAUUUUCAUGUGACAGAGCGACGAUGCAGUGGAGUCUGUUUGUGCUUCUUCUGAUGGGUCAGCGUGUCUUCAUCACAUGUCAGCUGUAUGAGUACCACUUUAUUAAAGAAGAGAUGAGAUGGAAUGAAGCACGGGCAUACUGCAGAGAGAACUACACAGACCUGGCCAAAGUGUUUGACCUGACAGACAUGAGAAGACUUCAAGACUCUGCACAGAGUCAAACACAAGCCUGGAUUGGACUGUACAGAGAGCCAGGAAGAGACAACAGGACGUGGCGCUGGUCUCUGCCGGGGGAGGAAUACACUGAAAAUAAGACCUGUUGGGGAGCUGGAGAGCCAAAUGAUUAUCAUGGCACCCCUGAGAACUGUGUGAGGACAUCAGAGAAGUGGGUAGAUGUUAUAUGUACUAACAAACAUCAGUUCAUCUGCUAUGACGAAACAAUGAAAGACAAUAAAAUGUUUCAUUUGAUUGCGGAGGAGAAGAACUGGACUCAGGCUCAGAACUACUGCAGACAGCAUCACACCGACCUGGCCAGUGGACUCGAUCAGAUAUACAGUGAAGAGUUUAAGACGCUGCAGAACUCUACAGGCUCUAAGGUGAACUUGUGGAUCGGCCUGUUCAGAGACAGCUGGAGGUGGUCAGAUGGGAGUAACUUCUCUUUCAGACACUGGGACAUGGACUCAUUUAAUGAUGGACUAAUUUCCCAGGCUGUGGUGGUGGAGGUGAAUGAGGGGAAAAUGUUUGUCCUGUUACCCUGCCAGUACUCAGGAGUUAUAUUUAAGAACCACACAGUGAUGUGGACUCGCAAUGAUCUUAAUCCCAAAACUGUCCACCUACAACGAGAAGGAGGAGAUGAUCUUAGAGAACAAAACCAGCGCUACAGCGAGCGCACAUCAAUGAGACCUGAUGCUCUGGACUCUGGAGACUUCAACCUCACUCUGAGAAAACCAACAGAGUCUCACAGUGGAGAAUACACCUGCUCCAUCAGUGAUGGACAAGAAGAACUGAUAGUGAGACACAUAUGGCUGCAAGUCAAAGGUCAUAAAUAA
Messenger RNA from Neolamprologus brichardi, 1353 nucleotides. Lineage: Eukaryota; Metazoa; Chordata; Actinopteri; Cichliformes; Cichlidae. The record is from RefSeq and is a predicted model, not a curated record.